This is a messenger RNA of Coniosporium apollinis CBS 100218, 1788 nucleotides long. RefSeq lists its product as uncharacterized. Lineage: Eukaryota; Fungi; Ascomycota; Dothideomycetes. The coding region runs from base 1 to 1788 and encodes 595 amino acids. The record is from RefSeq and is a predicted model, not a curated record. The transcript has a single exon.
AUGCCCGGCGCACAAGCGCUUACAGCGUUACGAGCACCUACUCAGCCGCCCAUCACCGGCAGUAGACCCGCCCAAGACGCCUCGGAACGGGUCCGCCUACAUAUUGCACCUCUAAACCCGGCUCUCCUCAAGGCGAUUGUUCCUCCGUCGCUCCUUCCAUCAGCAACAGACAUCUCCUACCACACCAUCCAGACAUUUCCUGAAAAAAGCUACGGCUACGUCGAACUUCCCACCAUGGAAGCGCAGAAGCUGAAGAAGAAGCUUAACGGCUCUAUCCUCAAAGGCUCGAAGAUCAGGAUCGAGGAUGCUCGCCCGGAGAAGCGGAAAGCUGGGGAUCCAGCCGAUGUGAACGGUGUGGCUGAAGAGCAGACCGAGAAGCCGGCCAAGCGUCGGAAGAAGCAGAAGAAGGAGGAGGGAGUCAUUCCGGGGUUUGAGCUGCCGGAGGGGAGGAAAGUCAAGCGUGGCUGGACCGAACCAGCGGAGAAGGCUAAGGGGAAAAGGAGCAAGGACAAGGAUAAGGCUAAGAAGCAGAAGACGGAGGUGUCGAAGUACUCAAAGGAGCCGGAGAUGUUGUUCAAGACGGUAGUGCCGCCGAAUAAGGCUGAGGUGAAGCCACAAAAGAAGGAGAAGGACAAGGAGAGGGAGAAGAAGUCGAGGCCGGGAAAGAAGCCUGUGACGGUCCAUGAACUGUCUAAGACCAUGAAGUAUGCGACAUUCCUCAAGGACAGCCAGGUUUCAAUGGAUGCGAAGGUGGUCUCGGAGUACGUUGAGGGCAAGGGCUGGACGGAUGCUCAAGGGAAUUUGAUUGAGCCUGAAAGUGAGCGACACUCGAAGAGAAAGCGGCGCACAGCCACACAUAGUGAGGCAGAGGCGCCGGCCGCAAACUCGAAGUCUUCAAAAAGCUCAACAAAGCCAGCGGCAGCUGAGACGGAGAGAAGUGAGCCUGAAGAGAGUGCAGCAGCGGAAGGCGAUGCAGACGAGGGGGUGUCUGUCAAUGAGCCUAUCGAAGGAUCUUCCAAAGCGAAGACUAAGCAUAUCCAGAGGGCUGCGGAGGUUGACAUUCCCCGAGAACCAGCAGGCCAUGACGACGAUAAUGAUUCGGACGUCAGCUCCGUGGUCUCCUCAAGUUCGUCAGAUGUCAGCAGCAGCAGUUCUGAGUCGGAUUUAUCACCCUCCUUCGCGUCUGAUAACAAGGAGACAGACGAGGCAGCCGAGACUCCUGUCCCUGCCACCCCGACCACAAAGCCUAAUGAUGGUUCACCGCCAAAAGAGGUCCACCCACUGGAAGCCCUCUUCAAGCGUCCCAAAACACCCGGCAGUGGGGGCGCACCGAAGCCUGCACCAAUCAACACCUCCUUCAGCUUCUUUGACGCGGAUGCUGCGGACGAGGAUGAGGAUUCAGCCGCUGUAAACCAACCUAUGACGCCCUUUACACGCCAGGAUCUCGAUUACCGGGGGCUCAGAAGUGCAGCACCAACGCCCGAUACAGCCGGUAUCGGGCUCAGAUUCAAGGUACCUUGGAAAGACGAUGAUGAGGACGAAGGCGAGGAUCAUGAUAAUGAGGAAGGCAUGGCAGAUAUAGAAGUUGAUGCCAACAGUACGCCUCUUGGCAACAAGAGGGCCGCGCUGAAUACAGCGGAUGAAGAGGAGAAGCCUGAAAGCGAUUUUGCCAAGUGGUUCUGGGAGCACAGGGGCGAGACGAACAGGGCGUGGAAAAGGCGUAGAAGGGAAGUGCUGAAGGCGAAACGGCAGAGGGAGAACAGGAAGCUGGGAAGAAGAAUUGUGUGA